Molecule: messenger RNA, 599 nt
Organism: Daphnia magna
Lineage: Eukaryota; Metazoa; Arthropoda; Branchiopoda; Diplostraca; Daphniidae
Product: fatty acid-binding protein
Exons: 4
Coding region: 85-492 (135 amino acids)
Biological process (GO): fatty acid transport
Cellular component (GO): cytosol; nucleus
Molecular function (GO): fatty acid binding
Source: RefSeq, a predicted model, not a curated record
GGCAGCUCAUUUGCGACAUCAGCACCUUUCGAAAAGAGUCACUUUCUUUGUAAUAGAACCGAUUCCUGUUUCUGUUCCCACAAUAUGGCUGAAUUGUCUGGCAAAUUCCAACUGAGCGAUGCUGACGAGGAGAACUUUGACAAGAUCAUGGCAGCCGUCGGUGUAGCGGAGGAAAAACGAGCCCGAGGACGAGCUCUUCGACCGACCGUUCAAUUUUCACGAGCCGGUGACGAUUACACCAUGCUUUACAUCACAGGUGAUGGCAGGGAACUUUCGCAUGUCUUUCAACUGGACGUGGAACGUGAAGAAACAACCAUGGACGGACGAAAAGUCAAGAGCACAUACAAACGCAGUGGUAAGAAUAUCACCCAACACGAAAAGCAGGAAAACGGGAUGGUUAUCGUCUACGAACGUGAAAUCAUCGGUGACGAACUUCACGUGAAAAUUUCCUGCGGGGAUCUUAAAGCGCACAGGGUCUUCAAGAAGUUGUGAAUGCCUGUCGAGAUGACAAGUGUUGCUACGCUUGUUUUAGUUUAAAAAAUCGUAUUAGCCGAACCCCUCCUCCCUUGAAGCUAAAAUACAAGAAUUUUAAACAACUA